Molecule: messenger RNA, 1440 nt
Organism: Cyclocybe aegerita
Lineage: Eukaryota; Fungi; Basidiomycota; Agaricomycetes; Agaricales; Hemipholiotaceae
Source: the annotation of a GenBank genome assembly
AUGGCCUCCCAACUCACUGCGCGCCCCAGCGACGUCCCCCUCGAGAACCUCUACAACCUCCUAGAGCCCAUCACUGUUCCCCCUGAGAAGGCGCACUUCACCAACUGGGGCCUAUCGUUCACAUGCACCCCGGCCACUAUCUUCGAGCCAGAGAACGAGUUCCACUGCGAGCUCGUGCUCGAACUCGCCCGUCGCGAAGGAAAGACCGUUAGGGUGGCGGGUGUUGGCCACAGCCCGAGCGAUCUUGCAUGCACGAACGAAUUUAUGUUGCGCACCACAAAACUUAACCGGGUACUUGAGGUCAACACAGAGAAGCGGUAUGUCGUCGCGCAACCCGGAAUCAUCCUCCACGACCUCCAUGCCCAGCUUGCAAAGAACAACCUCGCGAUGUCCAGUGUCGGCUCGAUUUCUGACCAGACCUUGGGUGGCGUUGUCGCAACUGCGACUCAUGGAUCCGGUGUAAAUUACGGCGUAAUCUCGACGAGCGUUAUGGCCCUCUCGCUCCUGCUUGCAGACGGUUCUCGCGUUACAUGUUCGCGAAAUGAGCACCCUGACCUAUUUCUCGCGUCAAUUUGUGGCAUAGGCACAACAGGCAUCAUACUCAGCAUCCAGAUGGAAGUUGAACCCGCAUUCCGGCUGAGAGAAGUCCAGCAGUCAUUCCCCUUCGACGAAGUCAUCGAGCGCCUCGAUAAGCAUGCGUUUUCGGCGGAGCACGUUAGGUUCUGGUGGUUCCCUUCGCGAGACGUAAUUCGAGCCAGCUACUCGAAUCGAACGGAUGAGCCCAAGAACCCUGCAGGCAGCUGGUGGUGGCAUACAUUCCUCGGACACCAUGUUAUCCAGUUUCUUCUCUUCCUAGGGCGCUAUUUCGUCUUCCUGAACACCUGGAUCGCUAAUUUCGCGUGCUGGCUCGUCAGUGGAGAUUCGACAGGCGUAGACGACAGCUACAAGAUUUUUAAUGUGGAUUGCCGGUAUCCACAGUUUACCACGGAGUGGGCUGUUCCCUACGAGAACACCCAAGCAUGCCUUCGCGAGUUCCGGGACUAUUUGAGGAAAGAAUACCAAGAUCCCCACGGGAUUCGCCCUCAUUUUCCAGUAGAGAUUAGGUUCUCGGCUAGCGAUGAUAUUUGGCUGAGUCCGAGCUCUGGGCACCUCACGACGUGGAUUGGGAUCGUGCAGUACAAGCCAUAUGGGUUCAACGUGCCCUAUCGGAAGCUCUUCCAAGAUUUUGAAGACAUCUUGUUCAGACACCAAGGAAAGCCCCAUUGGGCGAAGGCCCACCGCCUACAGCCAGACUCACUCCGCAAGCUCUACCCACGGUUCGAUGAUUUCCGCGCGGUCAUCGACCGUGUUGAUCCUCAAGGCAUUUUCCGCAACGAAUACGUCCAACGGCAUAUUCUGGGAAUGCCAAUUGACCCCAGGUUUUUCAAGAAAAGGCCAUAG